CGGGGAGCGGAGCAGGAGCAGCUGAAUUGAGGGCUCAAGAAGGUCGAGCAGACGAGGGCAAGGUCGUCGCGCACAGAGAUCUGGUUGCAGACAGCUUGUUGAAGCUUUGCACUUGGAUGGAGAGUCGUCAGCGGAAGGUUGCGGUUGUUGGCAGCGGACUCAUGGGAUCAGGUCGGCCGGCCUCACAGCCCAUCACAAAGGCAGAGCACACCAGGCAAAACGAAUGCGAUGUUGCUGCUGUGUGUUUGGUGGUGGCAGGCAUUGCUGCAUGCCUGGCCGCUGGCGGCGGGCACGAGGUGUAUCUCACUGACACGAAGGACGACGCACUGCAGAAAGGGCUACAGAAGGCUAAGGUAAGAAUGGCGCAGCGCAGUCCAGACAGCGGACAGACUCUCUGCAUUGCGUGUUCUACUGACUGGCUGGCAGGAGCUGGCCGCAUUCAUCAAUGACAAUGGUCAGUCAGCAUCGCAGCAACAUUCAUUGACUCAUGUACACAUAUCAUGACAUCUGUCUGCCCUGUGUUCCUCCCUGGCUCCGUCCCUCUGUCAGGCAUCCCCCCCGCCCCUCCCUCCGGGUGUGGGGCCAUCCACGCAGCUCCUUCUCUCGCAGAGGCCGUGGAUGGUGCAUCCUUCGUGUUCGAGGCGGUCUUUGAGGACCUCAGCAUCAAGCAGGGGGUGUUUCGGCAGAUCGAGAGGGCACUGGUGGGCAAGGAGGCAGGGGAGGAGGCCCUCCUGUGCACCAACACGUCGUCGCUAUCGAUCACGGAGAUUGCGGCAGGUGGGCUGUGGGUGGGUGGUUCGAUGGACGGCGCAUGUGUCCAUCGAUCGAUUGUCCAUCAGUAUUGGAUCGUCCUGGUCGGUUCGUGGCUGCGCACUUCAUCGGCCCGCCGCACCUGGUGCCGCUUGUCGAGGUGGGCAGGUGUGUCGGCACAGGUGCACACACAGCCCGGGCUGACGAUGUGAGGUGUGUUCUGUUCAGGUGUGCGGCGGCGCCAAGACGGACAGCAGUGCUGUCGAGAGGGUCAGAGAGUUCCUCCAAGGUACGUAACUAACGUGGACCAAUGGGCUGGCUGCCGUACACGUGAUGCAUCACACUACGUCCGCUGCUAUGGCUGGGCGUGGCGUACAAUGUUCUUUGUAAGGUAUGUGUGCAGCGUCAGGCAAGAGGCCCGUCGUGCUGCAGAAGGAGAUCCAGGGUACCUUACGUGGACGGCGCGCUUCUGGCCAUUUGCAUGGUGUCUUUCCGUCUUGCCUUGCCUAUGUGUGUGAGUCAGGUUUCAUCGCCGCUCGGCUGCAGGCGGCCCUCACCCGGGAGUGCACCUACCUCCUACAGCAGGGUAGGGUAGUAAAGUAAACACCUCCCUCAUCCCACCCACACGCAGACAGACGCGGGGACGUGCCUGUUUUGUUUGUGUGGUGCCUGCCAGGUGUGGCCUCAGCCGAGUGUCUGGACGCAGCCGUCUACAAUGGCUUUGGCAGGAGGCUCAACACAAUCGGUGUGGUGUGGUGUGGUGUAGUGUGCACUGCACUGAUAGCUAUUGUCAUUUAUGUAUUGCAUUUGCGCACUGAUAUACACACACGAAGAUGGACGCGGCUCGGAUGCAAAUCUCACUCGUCACUUGCACUGCACUGCUUGGCUGGCAGGGCCCCUCCAGCAGGCCGAUUUCGCGGGCGUCGACCUGCUCGUGUGAGCGGACACACACUGGCACUCCAGGCAGACAGACACCGAGAUUGUCUUGGUGCGUCAAUCGCCAGGAAGACCCACAGCGUCAUGUGGCCGCAGCUGGGCGCGAUGACGAGCGACAAGAUGGCUGAAGACCUUGCAAACAAGGUGAGACGAGACGCCACGCGACACGAUAGCUAGAAAUCCAUUUGUCCGUUAGUCUCAUCCACACAUUUGUCCAUCGUUCGUGCCGUGGAGGGUCGGUGUGGCGUCAAGACCGGUGCGGGCUAUUACGACUGGAACGAAAACACCAUACAAGAGGUGAGUGAGUGGGUGGGUGGGUGGGUGUGUAACACCGCCCUGCCCACCACAACACGCCCCGCACAUGCCAUGCGUGUGUGUCAGGUGACAUCUCGGCGAGACAAGGAGCUGCUUCGAAGGCUCAAGCAAGACUUCAGCCCGCCCGUGACUGACCAGACGUAAUGGAUGGAUGGACGCGGGUACACGCGUGUGUGUCACCGAACGAAUCAGAGGUUGGGCAGCCGCCAUGAUUGAAUGACUGAACGAAUGAAUGCACUGACUGCCUGGUGACAGACAUGACACCGAUGUGUGUCACUCCACACAGUCCACACCCACAUGCACCCCACCCUGCCCUUUCACCCUAAAACUUGCG
This is a messenger RNA of Vitrella brassicaformis, 2335 nucleotides long. The record is from the annotation of a GenBank genome assembly. Lineage: Eukaryota; Vitrellaceae.